GUGGAAAACAUCUUUAAUGCACGCCUGCGGCUGCCGUGUCGCCUGAGCUGCCCCCCGUUCACGUCUGCCGCGGCUUGAGUGCCCGUAUAUAUUCGCUGCGCUGCGACUUGUUGAUUUUGCCGUAGAUUAGAUCUCGGCUAUCGGUGUGCUAGGAUGCCUACCGAGAACAGGAAGCGCGGUCGCCGCGAGGAGAAGAAGCGCAAGCGCGAGCAGCAGGACGCCGACAAGGACGCAAAGCGCACCAAGCGGGAGGAACAUGUCGAGGCCACCCUGCAGCAGUACGACGACGCCCACCAGCCGCCCGUCGAGCACAGCACCUUCCAGGACGAUGCCGUCGAUGUCUCGGGGCCCGGCGCCAUGCCCUUCUACGGCAUGCUGGACGAGGACGAGCAGGAGUACUUCAAGCGCGCCGACGAAAUGCUGGAGCUGAACCAGUUCGCCGACGCCGACGAGCGCGCCAUGUUCCUUGCCAACGUCUGGAAAGAGGCCGACGGGAAAGAGCUCAAGAUUGCCAACAGCCAGUCCUGCUCGCGCCUGAUGGAGCGCCUCAUAAUUCUGUCGACGCCGGACCAGCUCAAGCAUCUGUUCCAGAAGUUCAGCUCACACUUCCUCCACCUGGUCCAGCACCGCUUCGCCUCGCACUGCUGCGAAGCCCUGUUCAUCCGGGCUGCGCCUGUCGUCACCCAGGAGCUUGCCAACCCCGACCUCGCCCUCGCCCCCUCGUCCGACCCCGACGCCAUCUUCGUCUCUAUGGAGAACCUCUUCCUGCUCGCCCUGGCCGAGCUCGACGAACACCUGGGCUUCCUAUUGACAGACCGCUUCGCCUCGCACGUGUUGCGCGUGCUGGUAGUAAUUCUCUCUGGCUCGCCGCUGGAGCAGCAGAACAAGUCGGCUAUGCAGAGCAAGCGGAAAGAGAAGAUCGGCGUCGCUGGCGCAGAGAAGACAGACCUCGCUCUGGAACACCGAAACGUCCCCGAUUCGUUCAAAGAGGCCCUCGAGAAGGUCAUUGACCAUAGCGUCUCAGGACUGGACUCGGGCUACCUGCGCACCCUGUCGACACACCCUCUCGGCAAUCCGACCCUGCAGAUGCUGCUCAAGCUGGAGCUCAAGAUAUUUGGAAAGUCCCGAGCGAAAGACGAGCAGUCUAUUAUCCACAAACUCCUGCCUGACGAUCCUAUCGCUGAAGGUACAGAGAGCGCGGCAUUCAUCAACGGCCUGGUCUACGACCCCAUUGGCUCGCGUCUGCUCGAGACCAUCAUCGAAAAUGCACCUGGAAAGCUGUUCAAAUCCAUCUACAGCGAGUUCUUCAAGGAGCGCAUGGGGAGCCUGGCCCGCAACGAGAUCGCUAGCUACGUAGCCGGGAAGAUCCUUGAACGACUGAGCAAGGAAGACCUAGGAGAUGCCAUGCGUCAGAUUGUCGAUCAGAUCCCCAACUUGGUGGAGCGCAACCGAACUGCCAUUCUUAAGACCCUGAUCGAGCGUUGCGCAGCGCGAGACGUCGACACCCUCCCAAUCACGAAGCAACUCGAGCUUGCCUACAGCGGACCCAAUGGUUUCGAGAUCUCGCGCAUUCUCAAGCUUAGCGACACGCCCGAUGAUGGCAAGACCAACGGCAAAGUCCACGGCAAGCCUGAUCACUCACCAGAAAAGGUGCACGGCUCUCUGCUCGCGCAGGCCAUGAUGAUAGUGGACGGCCCCCUUGGAAACCUCAUCUUCGAUUCGCUCGCCAAUCUUUCGCCGGAACUCUCGCUGAAUCUCGCCCGGGACUCCACAGCAUCACGAACCCUCCAAGCAGCCCUGAACAGCUCACAUGCAUCAGUCAUCUUCCGCCGGAAAAUGAUCCAGCAGUUCUACGGUCAUGUUGGCGAGCUAGCGCUUGAUCCGGCAGCGUCUCGCGUCAUCGAUGCUAUUUGGGAAGGCACCCACGGCCUCGCCUUCAUCCGCGAGCGCAUCGCUGAAGAGCUUGCUGAGAAUGAGAGCGCCCUGCGUGAGUCCUUCGUGGGCCGCGCAGUCUGGCGCAACUGGCGCAUGGAUCUGUACAAACGCAAACGCGCAGACUGGGUCAAGCAAUCACGCUACACCGCUGGCAACGAUGGUUUCCAGUCGUUCCCCGAAGGCAAUGGCGACGCCCAGAACAGGCAACCGGGCAAACACUUGACAGCGCUUGAGCGGGCACGCCAGAAGCACGCGGCUGCUAAAGCCGGUCCGAAAAAGAGCGAAUCAGCAGUCAGAGAUAGCAGGAAGACGGGACGGAAAGAGAGGAACGUGGCGACGGGCAGCAACAAGACUGAGCAGGCGGAGAAACCAAGGCUCGUGGCGCAAUAGGGCGCGAAAAGCACGCAUGUAUGAUGUUCGAGCAGUCUGUCCGAUUUUCAUGCCAAACACGGCAAAAGGCGUUCUUGCUUGCUUUAACCUUUCCUGGUGUGGGUCUGAUUUGAUCUCUAGAUACCUUUAGCGCAUGAGAAGUUUGCCGAGUGGCUGAGAUUUUAGUAUGGAACAAUGGAAGAUGU
Messenger RNA from Boeremia exigua, 2510 nucleotides. Its product is annotated as armadillo-type protein. The record is from RefSeq and is a predicted model, not a curated record. NCBI's taxonomy places the organism in Eukaryota, Fungi, Ascomycota, Dothideomycetes, Pleosporales, Didymellaceae. Gene Ontology annotation, cellular component: preribosome, small subunit precursor; nucleolus; 90S preribosome. Gene Ontology annotation, molecular function: RNA binding. The coding region runs from base 154 to 2325 and encodes 723 amino acids. The transcript is spliced from 2 exons. Gene Ontology annotation, biological process: endonucleolytic cleavage in 5'-ETS of tricistronic rRNA transcript (SSU-rRNA, 5.8S rRNA, LSU-rRNA); endonucleolytic cleavage in ITS1 to separate SSU-rRNA from 5.8S rRNA and LSU-rRNA from tricistronic rRNA transcript (SSU-rRNA, 5.8S rRNA, LSU-rRNA); endonucleolytic cleavage to generate mature 5'-end of SSU-rRNA from (SSU-rRNA, 5.8S rRNA, LSU-rRNA).